AUGGAUAAUGGCCACGAUGGACCAGAGUCCAACGGUCUUGUCGGUGCCGUCGCCGAGCAGCAGCAGCAGCAGCAGCAGCAGCAGCAGCACGGUGUGAGCGCAAGGAAGAUGAACGACCUGCCCGACGACAUCGCCCACAUCACAGAGGGCUUCGUGCCCCUGUCACGGCUGUUCAGCCGCCUGGCGCAGAACACGCACAACCUCCUCCAGAACAAGAUCAUCGAGCUGGCAGAAAAGCCCUUGCCUGCCAGCGCCCUGAAUGGAAGCGCCGGGGCCGCGCACAACGCCGCGACCGCCGCCGACGAUAUGUCCAACGAGAAUGUCCGGAAGAAGGAGAUUCUUCUCAAGUUUGCCCAGGAUAUGCAUGGGAAAUGGGUCAAGGCGCUCGUCGUGGCCGAGUGGAGCAGGAAGGCGUCCAUGGUCAGCAAGCUCAUCGACCUCAAGUGGCAUACUGACCAGCAACGCCUCCUCUACGACAUCAUGCUCGACCGGAUCGUCAACGUCAAGAGGGAUCUCACCUUUGCCCGCAUGCCCAGCCCAGACCUCAAGACGGCCCUGAGUAUUCUCUCCACCGGUUCAGCUCCGUGGAUGCCAGAUCUCUACUACAUCGAACCGGAACCCCUCGAUGUCAACGACCAGAUCAAGUGGGUGAGCGACUUAGACACGCUAUUGUCUCUUCGACUCAACCUGGACGAAUUCGAUAGGAUACCGCCGCAGUUCAGAAACUACGACAUCGGCUCAGGCCGCGUCACGUUCAAGGUCGACGGCGAAUUCGAGGUCGACCUGACCAUCGCUGACGAGGACUUUGAGAAGCAGUUUUGGUUCAUCGACUUCCGCUUCUCCUUCAAGCCCGCCGCCGCCAACCUCUCCGAGACGCUGCGCGGAUACCUGGAGGGCUGCGUCAACGAGGCGUUGGCCAAGGAUGGCCUGGCGGGCUGCUACCAGUUCCUGCACGAGUUCGUCCUCACCUGCAAGAUCAACGAGAUCAAGCGCCAGGCUCUGCGCCUCAGCCGCGCCUCCUGGACUGGGACCCUCAAGGUCGAACCGCUGCACCGCGCUCUGGCUAUCCAGUACUGGACGUCGCGCAUGCCUCCCAACAUACCCAAGAGCUGGGUUCAAAUCUCCGUCAACAGCGGCCGCAAGAAGGCAGCGGCCGGUGCCGGUGCCGGUGCCGCCGCCAGCGAUGGAGGGGUAGGGGAUGCUCACACCAGCUACCUAGAGGUCAAGUGGUACCGGGACAACAAGGAAGUCGUCGAUGCCGAUCUAGCAUUCGACGUGGACAACCUGUCGGCAGAGGCGCUUCUACGUACCGCCGUGGGACGCCACAUCAGCUUCAUCCUCGGCGGCAUCUACGACAGGCUCCUGACGACGUCCAGGUUCAAGAACUCGGAGCACCGCCUGCACCUCGGCAUAUCGGACAAAGACCCCGCCAAGUCGCGCCUGAAAGCCGAAGUGGCCCGCUCGACCCAUGUCUCGCUACUCCUGGAGCCGAAGACGGGCAUGGUCGUCAUCAAGCCCAACUCCAAGUUCACCUACCACCAGGAGCAGAAGCUCAACAGCGGCCACGACUACGUCGAGGGCGGCUUCUACUGUCUCGAGGACGUGCGCUGCGCGUUUAUGGAGGACGAGAUCAUCAGGCGGUCCGGGCCUAUGGGAUGGGCUGCUGUCCGUCCUUCGCUCAGGGACGAGGAGCUCAAGUCUGCGGUCAAGGUGCGCGAGUGGACCAGGAUGAUAUGGCUCCAGAGAGAGGGCUGGCCGGAGAACUGGCGGUUGGUCGUCAUCUUGGGACUGGCCGGCGACGAAUGGUGGCUCAUCGAAGCGAUACCCUCAUCGACGACCAGCAACCCCCAGCGAUUCCAGCUGCGGCUGCCCAUACCGAACGGAUCACCGGACCUUUCGGAGUCCUUCUGGAACAGGCUGACCAUCUUCACGACGGCCACGAUGAGCCACCGCAUCAACGUUGCGGUGCUGCAUCGGCAGGGGAUCAAGUACCGGAUCAGCGAUGUGCCUAAUUCGCCUACCAAGAUGCUCAAGCUGCCGGCCGUUGACAUCUCGCUGUCAGCUGUGUUCCCGACCAUGGCAUACAAGGAGCACAACCACAGCCAGAUCAGCUUAGAGGACCCCGCCGCCGCCGCCACCCAACCAGCCAAGCCGACGCAGCACAGGCAUGCAGGUGCUUCUCCGGCAUUAGUGCCCAGACAGCCCUGGGCCAAGGAUAAUAUCACUCUGCGGUUGAAGUCGGUCCAGGCACCGCCUAGGCAGGGAAAGACCCCAGGCGGCGAAUCCUCAUCUGUGGAGAGCCAUCUGGUGUGCGUGUCGGAGGCAAUCAUCAGGGUGCAGAAGCCGGCGAAGCUGGCAGCGCUCAAGGGUCGCAUAGACGACAGCGUGCGCUACGACGAGCGUAAGGGUGAGUUUGCGCUGUCGAUGCGUCAUCCGAUCGGGGAGCCGACACUCGAAGUGCUCAAGACGCGCAUAGUCGCCGUCGACCGCUUCGUGUGCUUCCUCGAGGCCCUGGGUAAGUCCAAGGAUACUGUCGAGAGCGAGGACGUGGCGCUGGGACACGUAUCCUUCUUCUACGGCGCGAAGAAGAGGCAGCCGCAGCCGCAGCCGCAGCCGGAACAGCCGGCGGACGAGUCGGAGCGGCAGCCACAGCAGAAGCGGUGGCGUGUCAUGCUCGACCUGUCCCAGAACGACGUGGAUGUCAAGCUGGACGACGACAGCCCGCACCUGUGCGUGAUUGAUCUCCUCAAGCGCAUGGUCAAUAUGGAUGGCGGCAUCGGAACAGUCAUGUCGUGGCUGCCCUCGUCGCUACCCACGAUGAUGGCCAUUGAGGCCAUGGAGUCGAGGUGGCGCGACAUCCAGACCGACGCCAAGGGGAGUCUCGAGGUCACGGUUAAGAAUAUAGACUGGAUGCACAUCUGCUACACCGUCACAGCCAACAUGUCGGCAGCAGCCAGCGGCGUUCCUGUCAAGCGCCAGCUCACUCUAGAUGGGCGUAUCAAGCUCCGUCACAACGAGCCGUGGUGGUUCCUCUACAGGACAGGCAAGCCCCCCAACGACCCGAUGGACUCGUUCGACAAGGCCCUCAAGCCCACGUGGGACGGCCGCGGUCCCGGCUGGCAAGGUCUCGGCACCGGCGCUUCGGGGAGGCGAUUGAAAUAG
Messenger RNA from Geosmithia morbida, 3162 nucleotides. RefSeq lists its product as uncharacterized. The transcript is spliced from 4 exons. NCBI's taxonomy places the organism in Eukaryota, Fungi, Ascomycota, Sordariomycetes, Hypocreales, Bionectriaceae. Gene Ontology annotation, molecular function: transcription coregulator activity. Gene Ontology annotation, cellular component: mediator complex; core mediator complex. Gene Ontology annotation, biological process: regulation of transcription by RNA polymerase II. The record is from RefSeq and is a predicted model, not a curated record. Bases 1 to 3162 code for a protein of 1053 amino acids.